AUGAGGCAUACUCUCCCAGCCGAUCUUGCCACUCUAUGGCGGGAUAGUCCAGGAUAUGAAUUGGCACGCAGCAGGGCUUUCAAUAAGCGAAUCCCGCCAGAAUUACCCCAUGCGAUUGUGAGGCCAAAGAAUGUGGAGCAAAUCCAGCAUGCGGUGCAGCUCGCCAUUGACCUUGACAAGCAAAUCCGCGUCCGAUCCGGAGGCCAUAGCCUAGCGGGUUGGACGUUGUGCGCGGAUUGUAUUCUCAUCGAUUUGGUCGACUUCAGGCAUAUGGAGUACGAUACCACGACCACCAUUGUCAGUGCCUCUCCCAGUACCACGAGCGCCCAGCUGAACGAGCUGCUGGUCGCCCAUGGGCGCUUUAUGCCGUUCGGCCACUGUGGAGAUGUCGGACUGGGUGGGUACCUUCUCCAAGGUGGGAUGGGAUUUAAUUGUCGGAGCUAUGGGUGGGCAUGCGAGUACCUGGUCGGCAUUGAUUUGAUUACGGCCGACGGCGAAUACAAACAUUGUAGUGAAAGUGAAAAUGAGGACCUAUUCUGGGCAGCUCGAGGCGCUGGUCCAGGUACCUCUACCAUCCUAUCACUUCCCUCCAUGCGUCUAACGAACUACCUCGGUAGAAUUCCCCGCAAUUGUGACCCGGUUUUUUAUCCAGACGCGACCGGCAGCCGCAGAAUACGAGAAGAGCACCUUCAUCUGGCCCGCAGCCUGUUCGGACGCGGUGGUAUCGUGGAUUUUGAAGGUAUGGACCCCCUCUCUAAGUCAACACUCAGCCAUACUGAGGCUGGAUCCGGCACGCAGAUUCUCCCCGAACUACACGCCGACAUUGAACCACUCGUGAUAAGUACCAUUAUCCCUGGACCCAACGUCGCUGCCAUUCUGGUGCAGUUUCUGGUCUUUUUGGGCACCAAUGAAACCGGCGCAGAGAAGCUGAAGCUCUCUCUGACGGCCAUGCCAGAUGGAACCCUCAUGGAGUUCAAGGGCGAACCCACCAGCAUUCAACAGGAAUAUGCGUCCCAGGAACGCACCAUGCCUCGGGAUUCUCGCUACAUCUGUGACAGUGUGUGGUUCAAAGAUGGGAUUGACUUUGUCGCCGUCACCCGACGAAUGUUCCGUGAAUUUCCUCGGGAUCAAUCAAUGGUCUACUGGGAGCCUCUAUAUCCAACGAGUCGGAGAAAGUUACCAGACAUGGCUUUUAGUCUCCAGGCAGAUCAAUACCUCGCCCUGUACGCGAUCUUCGAAGACUCCCAGCAAGAUGAAGAACAGAGUACUCGUAUCCAAGAGUUUAUUCAAGAGAUUAAGCCCUAUGUUCUGGGAACCUUCGCUGCUGACGGGGUGCCUGAGGUGCGCAAAUCUCAGUACUGGUCGGCAGACGUCAUCGAGAGACUGUACUCAGUGUGCCAGAGAUGGGAUCCUGCCCACCGACUCGGAUGCACUCUGCUGGAUCCAACGCGGAAGAUGAAAUUUUAG
This is a messenger RNA of Penicillium soppii, 1467 nucleotides long. RefSeq names its product FAD-binding oxidoreductase. The coding region runs from base 1 to 1467 and encodes 488 amino acids. Gene Ontology annotation, molecular function: FAD binding. Lineage: Eukaryota; Fungi; Ascomycota; Eurotiomycetes; Eurotiales; Aspergillaceae. The transcript has 2 exons. The record is from RefSeq and is a predicted model, not a curated record.